AUGCACCACCCUCAGCUGUGCAAGGACGAGGGGGUGAAGAUUGUGGUGACCGAUCACGGCGAGGGGGAUCACACCGACUUCAUUAUGAGCGCCAGAGGGUUUGUGAAGUUGGCCAGGCCCAACAUGGCCCGUGAGCUCAUGGCUUAUGGGGUCAUUGAUGUUGAGUAUCGGAGGAUCUCAUGCCAGUAUCCAGGAUACAACAUGAUGCUGAAGAUCAAAGAGCACAGCAAGUUCCCAGAUUACUUAGCAUUAAUCCUCAUUUACCAAGCGGGCAACAAGGAUAUCACUGCGGUCCAAAUGUGGCAGGAGGAGUGCAAAGAAUGGAAGGCGAUGCGACGAGCCUACGGCGGAGUAUGGGACAUCGUCACGCCCCCAAGGGGCCCAAUAAACGUCAGGGUGCUGACAGAGAGCGAGAAUGAGGGCCAGAAUUGGGUGCGGCUCGACGGAGUAAUCCCUUACUAUUGGGAAGCUGGCCUUAUCUAUGACACCACGGUUCAGCUUGCUUAGUUAAUUGUUAACGUUCAGCUAUAUUUAUCUGAGUGGGUUGCUUUUGCUUGGAAUAAAAUUAAGCCAGCUUUUAACA
Molecule: messenger RNA, 583 nt
Organism: Asparagus officinalis (garden asparagus)
Lineage: Eukaryota; Viridiplantae; Streptophyta; Magnoliopsida; Asparagales; Asparagaceae
Product: expansin-like B1
Exons: 4
Coding region: 1-507 (168 amino acids)
Cellular component (GO): extracellular region
Source: RefSeq, a predicted model, not a curated record